Pseudoliparis swirei is the source of this 2336-nucleotide messenger RNA. RefSeq names its product solute carrier family 35 member A5 (gene slc35a5). Lineage: Eukaryota; Metazoa; Chordata; Actinopteri; Perciformes; Liparidae. Gene Ontology annotation, cellular component: Golgi membrane. The transcript is spliced from 10 exons. The record is from RefSeq and is a predicted model, not a curated record. Gene Ontology annotation, molecular function: pyrimidine nucleotide-sugar transmembrane transporter activity. The coding region runs from base 219 to 1517 and encodes 432 amino acids. Gene Ontology annotation, biological process: pyrimidine nucleotide-sugar transmembrane transport.
CAAGUACAGAGCGACAGGCAAGUCUCGAGACCGUCCCGAUCGACAGUCCGCGUUCACGAGAAUCACACGGACGCGCGGCACAUUACGGGAUGACGUCAUCACGGAACCUGAGUGUGACAGUACGCAUGCGCCGAUGAACCAGGAAGAGAAAUAGUGCCGUUAUGUCGAGGAAGAAGGAGGAAUAAUAAGUUGGACUGCAUCCAGAUCCAGUCGUUGCCAUGGUUUCCUGCUGCCAUCCGUGCUCCAGGCCGUGCACCAGGCUGUGCUCGCGCUCCUCGGCCUACACCGUGGCCCUCGGCCUGGGCUUCGUAACGCUGGGGACCGGUCGCAUCCUGCUGCUUAAAUUCUCCGCCAAUGCUGAGAACAAGUACGACUUCCUCCCUGCAUCCGUCAACCUACUUGCUGAGUUACUCAAGCUGAUCUUCUGUCUGGCGAUGUCAUUCAGGGUCAUAGUCAAAGAGGGACGAUCGUGCAGAGAGCUCGGCUUUUCCUCCAGCUCCUCCUUCCUCAAUUCCCUGAAGUGGGCUGUCCCUGCUUUCCUCUACUUCCUCGACAACCUCAUCAUCUUCUACGUGAUGACCUACCUGCAGCCUGCCAUGGCGGUGCUGUUCUCCAACUUUGUCAUCCUGACCACAGCUGUACUCUUCAGAGUUGUUCUGAAGAGGCGCCUGUCCUGUGUUCAGUGGGCAGCGUUAUUUAUCCUCUUCCUGUCCAUUGUUUCCUUGACGACGGGAUCAGAGGGCAGCCAAAACUCCAUCGCUCUGCCAGGGCUCCACUCAAACCCCCUCUCCACCCCCACCAACUCCUGCCUUCUCUACACACAGCUGCUGGAGCAGAUGAGGAACAGCAGUGCCACUGAAUCGUGGGUGUCCUCCCUGCCCGGGCAGGCCUGGAGGGACCGGGCGGUGGAGAGGCUUCGCUCUCUGGGUGUGGGUCACAUCCUGCUGCUCCUCCAGUGCUUCAUCUCCGCCAUGGCCAACAUCUACAAUGAGAAGAUCCUCAAAGAAGGAGACCAGCUCACCCAGAGCAUCUUCAUCCAGAACAGUAAACUGUACGGCUUUGGUGUGGUGUUUAAUGGUCUGACCCUUGGCCUGGGCAGGGAGGCACGAGGCCUCACCGCACACUGUGGCCUCCUCCAUGGACACAAUGUCUACUCCCUGUGUCUGGUGCUGGUCACCGCGGCCCUGGGUUUAUCUGUGGCCUUCAUCCUGAAAUUCAGAGACAACAUGUUCCACGUGCUGACGGGCCAGAUCACCACCGUUCUGGUCACCGGCUUCUCCCUCUUCCUCUUCGACUUCCACCCCUCGCUCAACUUCUUCCUCCAGGCGCCCACGGUCCUGCUGGCCAUCUUCAUCUUUAACACCAGCCGGCCCAGGGACUUGGAACACAGCCUGCAGCAGGAGAAACUGCGGGUCAUCAACGGAGAGGUGUUCGAGAGGUCCAGAGGGGACGGCGAGGAGCUGGAGCUCCUGACCAAGCCCAACACGGACAGCGAAUCCGAGGAAGAGUCUUUGUAGUGCCGGCUCUCCGCCAAGACGGAAGAGAUGUCCUUCUUCUUCGCCGCCGCCGCCGGGAAGUCGCGGCGCGGGCUCGUCCUCGCGGCCGCCGAUUCCAAUCCGCCAAAAGCGCCCCUCUGAACGACCGGCAGCAGGCGGACGCGGACGACGCGAUGAAGUCUUCCAUAGCGAAGGGUGUUGUGUAUGUUUUGAAAAUGUGCCCGUCUGCCUCGCAGUGCUGUCAUUUACGUUGUCGAGGCAACGCGAGCGACGCCAUUUGGGAUCGCGGAGGCUUUCCGCUGCGGACAGUCGAUGUCUUCUCACGAGUCCUGUCGGCGUGUGCACGCCGUGUGGCGAUCCAGGGGUUCGACUUCACACAGUUGUGCGGUUGCAUCAGGCUUUAUACUUGUUUUUCGUUGCCGUUGGCGACGUCGGCCGACAUUUAAACGACGCGGGAAACCGAAGCGCCGCAUUCCAGCACAAAAAACGGUAACUUCAGAAAUACAUUACCCAGACGUGUGUUUCCACGACCGAUGUUUCCGUUUCAGUGCGCAGGGCUUUCUAUUUUUCCGCAGUGUGUUUGUCUUCGACGUGAACCAGAGCGAUGAGCAUUUACAGAACGUACAAGAUUGUACGCUCUGGGUUUCUGAAAGCACAACAACGUGGCUCUGGGUUCUCCCACUUGGCCUCGGACAGUUCUUUCUUUUGGUCACAUGGUGUAACAUUGAUGUGGUUUGACUGAAAUACCGUGAAAUAUAUUUAUUUUAAGAUUCUUCUUGUGCCACAAAACUUUCAAUUUGUCUCAAUAAUGAAAUAUUGAUGAUUAAAAUUGCAAUGCAG